UAAAUAUUAGGAUAAAGGAAGGAGAGUGUGCAGCUACGGGUUUAUGUGUUUUUUAAUGUUUCAGAUUUCUGUUUCGACUUAAAAAUUUUAAUUAACCCAUUUAAAUGAUAUAUGAAUGCCAACGCCUAAUAAUUAUAACGUUUUUUCACUUUUUAUUUUAUUGAUCGUUCAUCCGGUGUCCGGAGGUUUAUUACCAGCGAGUUAAAACAACAUGGCGGACACAGAGAGUGAUAGAGAAGUUUCCCUCAAUGAAGCAGAAAGAGAGGCUGUUCAAUCAUUCGUAUAUCAACUAAGUUUGGAAAAUGCCUUUGGCGAUGGAAUCCUGGUGUCAGAAAAAGAAGCAAUACAGUUUUUAAUGGCAAGAAAAUUUGAUGUUGGCAGAGCCAUCAGUUUGUUUCAUACAAAUAGGAUGCUUCGUGGAAGAUUUGAACUAGAAAAUCUAAAUCCAAACAUUGAGCCAUUGUCCAGUGAGCUACGUUCUGGAAAGUUUACAAUCUUGAGCGGUAAAGGUGAAAAUGGCGCAACUGUAUGUUUGUUCUACGCUAAGAAGCAUUUUCCAAGACUUGUUGAUCAUAUUACUGUCAUGAAAUCACUUGUGUACCAACUUGAUUAUGUUAUGAAAUGUACCGAUGCACAACGACAAGGUUUAUCUUUGAUAUACGACAUGGCAUUUUCUGGGUAUCAAAACUUUGAUUUUGAUCUGGCAAUGAAAGUUUUACAUCUAUUAAAGGGUGGAUAUCCUGCACGGCUGAAACAUGUGUACAUUGUUUCUUCACCGUUGUGGUUCCGAGCAUCAUUAGCUGUUCUGUCAAGUUUUCUCAAAGACAAAAUACGAGAUCGGGUUGAGGUGGUGAAGAACAAUACAGAAUUGCUGAAGUAUCUGUCGAAACAAUCCUUACCUGUUGAACUUGGUGGUUUGGUUCAUCAUGAUCAUGCAGGCUGGAUACAGCAAUGUAUAACCAGCUCUCAGAGAACACAUAAAAGUAAUGAAGCAAAUCAUACUGAAGGUCCACACAACUCUAAUAAAUACGCCAACGAAAGUCCUUACACGACAACGCCAGAAGCAGAUAACAGAGUUAUAUUCGAAGAUAUGAGUAAUCAUGAGUUACUUCCUAAUGGUGACAUUAAAAGACCAUCUCUUUCAUCCUUGGUGGACACUGAAUCUAGCGAACCAGUCAAACAAAAUACAUCACCACUGAAACCACCAAGAAAGCCAUUGCCAGCACCACCUGGGGAAAUCAUAGAAAGCGAUGAAAUUAAGGUGCCCUCUUUGCCUAAUGAAUCUAAUAAUGAAGAUGUGGAUUUUACUAAUGACGACAAUAUAGAAGAAGAAGUACAAUUAACAGAUGAUCGCUCUAGGAGUAUUGAUCAAUUGAUGCAGCAUAUGUCCAAAGUGGGACGGAAAGGUGUACAUAGAGAAUAUGAGGAACUGAGGAGUCUUCCACCGACAGGAACAUUUGAAUCGACACUGUAUACUGUGAAUCUAAGAAAAAAUCGAUACAACAAUAUUUUAUCUUUUGAAGAAACUCGUGUUAGAUUGCAAACAAUCAACAAUGAUCCUUUUUCAGAUUAUAUCAACGCGAACUAUGUGAAUGGAUAUGAUCAAGAAAAGAAGUUUAUUUGCACCCAAGGUCCCACGCCACAAACUUUUUUUGACUUUUGGAGGAUGAUUUGGGAGCAAAAAGUGGUUGUUGUCGUCAUGGUUACUAGAUGCCAAGAACGAGGACGUACUAAAUGUGGACAAUACUGGCCCAAAUAUGAAGAUGAAACAGUGACAUAUGGUCACUUGACUGUGACAAACAUUGCAUCAGAUGUCCAGCAGCAUUUUACGUCCACUUUGUUGGAGUUACAUAAUAGUAGUUUGCAAAUCACUCGUAGAGUAUGUCACAUUCAGUUCACCAGUUGGCCGGAUUUUGGUGUGCUCUCCUCCGCCGUGCCUAUAUUGGAUGCUAUUGAUUUAAUUGAGCAAUACCAACAAGAGGGUAUCGUGCAGAUUCAAAACGAACUACAACACAAUGCGCCUAAUAUGGAGGGUUCUGGUGAAUAUAUGAAUCUCACUGAUGACGCACAGGAGACAGCAUGUCACGAGAACACUGUGGACGAGGAAGGUAUUAGUCAACGUGUUUCGAGUGAGAGUGAUGUAAGUAAAAAUAUUAACGACCAAGAACAGCCAUCAAGUGUUAGUGAUGCCACGCCAUCACCACCUCCUGUUGUUGUGCAUUGCUCUGCAGGGGUUGGUAGAACGGGAACAUUUUGUUGUCUAAAUAACAGUGUAGACAGACUGAAAGCAAUUGAAACUGUGGAUAUUUUUAACGCGGUCAAGGAAAUUCGAGACCAACGCGCGUUCAGCGUUCAAACGCCCGACCAGUAUCAGUUUUGUUAUACAGGUGUUAUCGAAAGCGUUAUACGCGAUAGACGCGCUGAAGGAAUGGAUACUAGUGACCUGGAACGAUGCAUUCGGGAGUUUGUUCGAAGCGAUCUUUCGAGCGAUAGUGAUUAAGAAUAUUUUUAUCAUAGUUUUUUUAUUUUGAUUGAAUUUAAUUUAGAUUGCUUACGUCUCAAUAAUUUUACACUUUGACACAUUUUAGCAAUUAGACACUCUCCUUCGUUGAAACUUCAGUAAUUUUACACUCACCCUCGCCGAGAUUCUUUUUCUUUUUUUUGUUUCGUGGAUGAAAAGGAAAUCUAAGAGCUUAUUACCGGAGAAUAAAAUUUGUUAAAGAGAUUUUUCAGGUUUAAUAUGUUUAUUACUAACUUUGUAUUUACUGUAAAUUAGCUAUGGACCGGCUUCUUUCUGCACAUUUCUUUUUAUACUCGACGCUAUAUGACGUAGUGGUGGAUUUUUAUGUACCUAUUUUUAUGCUAACCUAUUUGUCUUUCAUUGUAAAUUUACAAUGCAGGGAAAAGCAUAUUUUCCAACCCUAUUUUAUACACCUAAACGACACAGCCUGUACUUGUAUCCAUUUUGCUGUACAAAUUUUUACCUAUUCCCGGUUUUCCGAAUUUUCCUGUAUCGAAUUCUUAGUUUAAUUAUUUUAAUUUUAAGCAUAUACGUGGAGAAUAUUUGUGCUGAAUUUAUUUAUCGGAUUUUUUCAUGUAAUUCACAUUCUAUUUUUGUAGCAAAUCAUUUAGCA
This is a messenger RNA of Hydractinia symbiolongicarpus, 3134 nucleotides long. Its product is annotated as tyrosine-protein phosphatase non-receptor type 9-like. Gene Ontology annotation, molecular function: protein tyrosine phosphatase activity. The transcript is spliced from 13 exons. Lineage: Eukaryota; Metazoa; Cnidaria; Hydrozoa; Anthoathecata; Hydractiniidae. Bases 212 to 2500 code for a protein of 762 amino acids. Gene Ontology annotation, biological process: protein dephosphorylation. The record is from RefSeq and is a predicted model, not a curated record.